CGAGACGACUAUGAACACAUAGCCUAAGACUAAAGCAUCAUGUACACGAACUCACCAUCAGUCACCGCGCUGCACAAGCAAGUAGCGGUCGACUACAGAGAGCGGAGUAAGAUGGCUUCUACAGGAGGAAGCCCCUCAAGCUGUGGUUCCUCCCCAGAUGUCACGAUCCAGAGAGGGUUGAUUGAACAGCACCUGCUGGACAAGAAACUGGUCGAAGGGGACUACUGGUACAUCGUUGUCUCCGAAUGGCUGGAGCAACUGAAGAAGUACCUGGGAAUCGCAUCGGCAAGAAAGAUCUAUUGCCCACGCUCUCCACCCGGGCCGAUCCUCACCAAGAAGGAGUUUGCUCACACGGUCGACGUAGUGCACGAAGACGCCUGGCGCUACCUCUAUCAGUGGUAUGGCAUGGCGGAAGGCCACCGACCCAUUAAAAUGGUCGUCUACUCAUACAACAAGACGCCCGGCAUUGAGCAUAAUCAAAACUCCUUCAAGAUGAUGGUUUGUAACGCACCGCCCGAGGAUUUUCAAAUCGUAAGAUUCAGCAAACUUGAAAAGAUCGGCCACUUGGAGUGGAAACUUCGGGAAAUCAACCGAAUCCCGCGAAGUCAGUCCACGCGCUUGUGGGGAAAGUCCGACACGGACGCCGGAUGGAAACCAUUAUUUUCUCGUGAUAAAGUCAUUGGGAAAGUCUUGGAAGUAGAUUCGGAUUUCACGCGCCCAGUCAUCGCCAUGGAGAUUCAAGACGCCAACGACACGUGGACGAAUUGUCCCGAUGGCGUUGAGAAUUUCCAGGAGGAACCAACUGGACCGUUAUACGACCACGAUAUUUUCGAAGACGUUAAAGAAUCGUGGGAGAUGGAUAUCCAUGAACAAAUCGACGGUAUUGGAAGGACGAUCGCAGAGAAACUGCACGGAACGUUUGGAUUUUUUAUGGGACGUGCGAAGGACUACAUCGAUGAAAAAGAGAACAGCCUUCGAGAGCGAGAACGUGAAAUAGGCGAACGAGAAGAUUUUGUUGAAGUUCGAUUACGGAAGAUGGAUGACAAAGAAAAACUUCUCAAUUCCGAGCUACGGGCCUGCCAAAGCCGAGCUGCUGAAAUUGAACGAAUCUAUGACAUCAAAGAGGCCGAACUGGUAAAAAACAUCACAGCCAGAGAGGCAGAAAUUCAACAAAAAAUCGAAGCUCUGGCAAAGGAAAGAGAAUUUUUCGAGCAAGAACGUGAGUUAUUCGAAGAAGAGCUCAAGCGAGUGUCAGAAAUGAACCAAAUGCAGGAAGGUCGAAUCAAAUUGGAUAUAGGCGGUACACAGUUUACUACCUCGUUAAUGACUUUGCAGAAAGAUCCCGACUCCAUGUUGGCAGCCAUGUUUAGUGGACGCCACAAGUUAAAGACUGAAUCUGACGGAAGUUACUUCAUCGACCGGGAUGGAGCUCACUUCCGGUACAUCCUGAACUACCUCCGAGACGGAGGGAUCAAAGAAGGGACAUUACCCAACAGCGACACAUUCAGUCGGGAACUUCAGGCGGAGACCGAGUAUUAUCAGAUCUCCGGACUGUUAGAGUAUCUUGAAGAUCUGGCCAAACCCAAAGAAGCCUUGGAGGCUACAGAAGUGCGGUCAGAAUCCGAGGAUUCAAGAUCAUAAAUUGUGCCGGCUUAUUGCCGUCGGGUGGCAGAGUUAAUCAACAUAUAAAGAUAAAUUGAUUAAAUGGCACCGAGAUAACUUUUUAUCUCAUACUCAGCCGUGCUAAUCAACUCUGUUGCCCGAUGGGGAUAAGCCACAAAAUUGCUUAUAACAAUGCCCCGCUUCUAUACAACUGUGCACUAUAGCGAUACUAGACAGAAAAUCCUGCGCAAAUAUGGUAAUCCCAGUCGGAAGAUGGCCCCACAUUGCCGUGUUUCCAUCCUACAUGCUUUAGACAAAAAUCUUUAUGAAACCUCCAGCGAGAUUUGUCAAGAAAGCCUAUAAAAGCAGAAGCAAAGCAGACCGUGUGUCUUGACAGUUUUUGGCAGGUGACCAAAUUGCAGCAGGCUACAGAGCAGCUGGCAGAUACCAAGCAUAGGACUGGAAUGAAAGAGAAAGCAAAAUGCCGAAUCGGCGCCGCCUGGGUUGGGAGCGUGAGAGAUCUGCCAUAACCAGCGACAAACAGACGCAAGGUACCAUGUGAAGGUACCAACAUGGCUGCUGUGUGAGAGACGAAUAGAUAGGAGUUUGGUUACUUGUCCAAGUCAUGCAUUUUCUCUGAGAAACCUGGAAAUCUCAUAAAGUUGAAAUAGUUUUACAUCCGGAUGUCUAAAGGUAACUUUGUCCGAGAGAUGAAGCUGACUACAUAACAAUAAUUAAGUAUUGUAGUGUUGAGACAGGGCAAUGUAUGUAACGGGACACCCGAUUGGUCUACUUUUGGAUGCAGGUUCAUUACAGACAGCAAUAACCUGACAAAUGGCAACCAGCCAACUUGAAUAUUUUAAAUUUAUUGAACUGAUUGAGAUUAUUUCAUAAUACACAGAACUUUAUGGAAACCAAAAGAGAUGUUAGAACAAAAAUAAAAGUAAAACUUGAUAUUAAUUUUAUAAAAUCGUA
Liolophura sinensis is the source of this 2577-nucleotide messenger RNA. RefSeq lists its product as uncharacterized. Gene Ontology annotation, molecular function: cysteine-type deubiquitinase activity; protein binding. Lineage: Eukaryota; Metazoa; Mollusca; Polyplacophora; Chitonida; Chitonidae. Gene Ontology annotation, biological process: protein homooligomerization. The coding region runs from base 40 to 1641 and encodes 533 amino acids. The transcript is spliced from 4 exons. The record is from RefSeq and is a predicted model, not a curated record.